UUCUACAAGCCUCGGAGGUGUACUACUAGAUAGCUGCUCGCCUCGGUCGUGUCGGUGUGACAGUUUACGAAGGUAAAACUAUUGGUCGUGUCUCCUGAAAGUAAAACUAUUGGUCGCCCGGAAUUUUACAUCUUCAAUGCAGGACCUCAUGUCUUCAUUCACUCAAAAAUCGCUUCUAUAUUCAUUGAACAACUUUUUUAUAAUACCAUUUAAUACAUUUAUUUGUCGGCCCGCCUCUCAUACUUUCUGCGAAAGUAUCGCGUUCAAUAACACGGGAAGUUCUUCUUCUCAAGAGAACAAGUACAAUUAUGUCCAAACCCACUACAACGCAUGGAACGAACAGCAGGACGAGUGCAGGUGCACUCACAGCGCCUGGUACAACUUCUACCCCAGAAGAAGUCGGUGAAGACCACUCAAACGAGAAUCGACCCUCUACCCCCCUGCGAAAAAGCCUGCUCAAAACUACGUCGCAGCGCAGCAGUCGCCCCCCGCCGGAGAACGCCUGGAUUCGGGUGACCCGGGAUAUCAUGGAUGAUAGCGACGACUCGAAAACAGAAAGGGUGCAGUUACCGAAGCUGUUACCACCGGACGAGGAAGAAGAUUUUAAUCGCGCCCCGGAAAUUUCCGACGGUGUUGAUGAGAAAAUAAACCAGGAGGACGUUUUGUUCCUGCGAACGGGAGAAGGAGAGAACACCGGAGUCGAGGUUCAGCGGGGAGAAGAUCAAGAACCUCCUGGUGGGGUUUUUUCUCAAGAAAAUCUUCCGGAACUACAUGAACGACCAAGUGCCAGCAUCGCGGACCAUGCAAAUAGGGCAAACGCAACAAGUGGACGGGAAAAGCUCGCAGUAGAGCUACCGGAGGCGCAAACUCUCGUUUCCGUGACCAGAAUUACAACAGAGCGUGACCUUCUUCAAUAUAACGCAGAGGAGAAGGUGUCAAGAAUAAAUGCCAGUGCAGCAGCCGCAGAGCCUCCUACUACUUCUACCACAGGAGCCACGACAACCGCAAGAACAGAAGUAGACUAUCGGUUAGAAAGAGCACACAGGUACGCGGAGCAGAAGCUGGACGCUUUUUUAGAGCAUCUGGAAUUCCACAACCACAAUUUUAUCAGAGACAUAGUCGUGUUCUCCGAGAAGCGAGCGCACCGAAGUCCGGAAAGGAUCGCGGACUGGGUUUUGACUCACUUGGAUUUUUUCCCGUCCGGUUCAUCUAACGGUGGAGGCAAUUAUGUUGAUUCCGGUGAAAGAAUGAAACGACAGGGCUUGGACCAGGAAAUAAAUCCUGCUCAACAUCAUCUUCCACAUAGACCUCAAAUCCAGCGCAACUUCCUCGCCCGAUUCCUCGCGGCACUGAUUCGCGUUUGGGACCUGGACAUUCCGUUUUUGCUGCUGUUUUCUCUCCUCUGCCUUCUCGUUCACUACUAUGCGAACGACGACCAAAAAAUGGACUAUUUCACCUUCUACCCGUGGGAAUUAACGAAUGUGAAAGAUUACAAGACCUACCUCCGCAUCUUCACCCAGAGUUUCGCGCAUGGCAACGCGGAGCACAUGCGACAAAAUCUGACGCAUUUGAUGCUGGUCGGGCCGACCGCGGAGCACCAAUUCGGCGCGUAUGGCUUGUUGAAACUGUUCUUCUGGAUUUCGGUCUCCUGCAGCGUUUACCACCUGACCAACGGACAUCCGGAUGCCGGGCAAUUAGGUUGCUCCGGGUUUGUGUUUGCGUUGAUCAUCCUGCACAGUUUGAUCUACCUGAAAGCGGGACGCAUACCAUUGACUUUCGUGAUUCAGUUCAUCGUUUGGUGUCCGCGGCCGGCGGAAUCCGGCCUGUACACGGGGUUUUACAUGAAAUAUGUGAACAGCUGGUUUUCCGCUUCGUCGGGAAAUGGUAACUCCUCUGCCGACAACAUUCCCUGGAGCAACGCGGAAGUACAAACCGCCCACGGGGCGCACUUCAUCGGGUGUGUCGUCGGCGCGUUACUCGGCUACCACUUCCACCACGAGAAGCUGCAUCACACGGUCAAGCACAUCGCGUUGACGUGGCAGUUGCGGGUAAAGGAGAAACAUUUGGGAGAUCGAAGUGGAGCACGAGGUGCAAGUGGGGGUAAUCGGAAGGACGAGAAAGACGAUGGAGGACAUCAGCGUGGUAAUAGCAAUCAAAAUCAGGGACAGCAAGAAUCGCUCCCCCGAGGAGGACCGUCGCAAGCCAGCAGGGUCCAUCUGGGUAAAACUACUUCGUCUGAGGUCCAUGGCUUUACUUUAUUGAAGAAAAACAGAUAGAGCUACUUACUUCGUUUAUGGUCCUUUGUACUCGCUCUCGCAUCCAUUGCAGAGGGUAAUUUUGUCCUCCUCCUUACCAGGCACUAUUGCGCACCGUAGAAGAUGAAAAAAGAGGCGACGUCGCCGCAUAGUGUAUUUUUUGUGUUGCGAGGUCAUGUUUGAAGUUCCAUUCUCGCAACUGCAAGAUGAAACCUGGUUCGUUUCCGUUACCACAGUGCACC
Amoebophrya sp. A120 is the source of this 2497-nucleotide messenger RNA. NCBI's taxonomy places the organism in Eukaryota, Dinophyceae, Syndiniales, Amoebophryaceae. The record is from the annotation of a GenBank genome assembly.